CCGUUCGCCGACGGAGGCAGCGGCCCGACCACACGUAGCGGGCAUGGCGCCAUAUAUGGGGUAUACCUCCACGCAAACCUCGCAUUCAACUUGAGGACCGACCAUGGCGACGCUUUGCCGCAGCACCCACGCCCUCCUAUCUCUCUCCAUCUCCCUCGUCCUCCUCUUUCGCGCGGCCUCCCUCGUCUCCGCCGACGUCAAGACGGCGUGCGCCGACACGCCGUACCCGGACUACUGCGUGACCGUCCUCUCGGCAGGCCCGAAGAGCAAGUCCGCCGACGCGCCCGCGCUGGCAGAGAUCGCGGUCCGCGCCGCCGCCAAGACCACCGCCGCGGCGGCCGUCCUCGCGCGCGACGAGGAGAAAGGCAUCAAGGACGGCGCGUGGUGGUGCAUGGACAAGUGCGCGGCGGACAUGGAGGACGCGGCCGCGCGGCUCGGCCGCAAAACCGUCAACCUCGCCCAGGUGCGGAGCUUCAUCGCCAGGACGGAGAGCGACUUGGUGGUGUGGAACUGCGACGAGUGCCGGCGGGAUGGUGCGUCCAAGAAGAAGGACCUGCUCUCCAAAGACUGCGACCUGGAGAAGAUAAUGGGUGUAGUCUCUGCGCUUGUCAAGCGUGUUGGUACCACCAGGGGUGCUACGCCAUCGCCGGCUCAGGCGCCGGCACCAUCCUCGUACUAAACACGUACAAGCGCAUGAUUAAGUAACCUAUUGACGUUGUCGGAGAUGGAGAAGAGGGAACUUCAAAGGGAGGUCGGGAAGGUGGCGGACUAGCGGAGGUGGUGGCUGGGGAAGGGUGGGGGUGGUGGAUGACAGCCGGUGGCAGCACAUAGCACUUCAGCCAGGGACAAAUGAGAGGGAGGGUGAUUCGAAAUUACGCACUUGCACAUCGAGUAUAUGCCAACCAGGUCGACGCCUACAACAUGCCAUUUUCAGGCUUUUUUCCUUUUGCUUUUGCUUUUUGCCUUUUUGCCUUUUUGUCUUUUUUCUUUUUCUUUUUCUUUUCUUUACUUUUUUACUAGUUAAAUGCUCGUGCGUUGCUACAGAUUUUUAAUUUUAUCCAAUGCAGAUGUAAACAUAAGGCAUGUCAAUAUUCAUGGUGAUGUGAAGCAUAAGCCAACAAAUAUAACAUCUUAAUUAACA
Lolium perenne is the source of this 1141-nucleotide messenger RNA. The record is from RefSeq and is a predicted model, not a curated record. NCBI's taxonomy places the organism in Eukaryota, Viridiplantae, Streptophyta, Magnoliopsida, Poales, Poaceae.